Messenger RNA from Spirometra erinaceieuropaei, 3554 nucleotides. The record is from the annotation of a GenBank genome assembly. Lineage: Eukaryota; Metazoa; Platyhelminthes; Cestoda; Diphyllobothriidea; Diphyllobothriidae.
AUGAGCAGCCCCGACGCCGUCAGAGACAAAUUCUACGAGAACCUGCACGUCCUAUUGGCGACUGUGUCGAAGGCGGACAAGCGGAUUGUCCUUGGUGACUUCAACGUCCGCGUCGACACAGACCAUACUGCCUGUAGAGGAGCGUUGGGUCCCCACGGUCUCCGCGGCUCAAACGACAAUGGUCUGCUGCUGCUCCGCACCUGCGCAGAGCACCGCCUCAUCCUGACGAACACGUUCUUCUGCCUACCGGAGCGAGAGAAGGCCACCUGGAGGCAUCCUCGGUCGCGUCAGUCGCACCUGCUGGACUAUUUCCUCGUCCGGAGGCGAGAUCAGCGGGACGAGCUGGUGACGAAGGCGAUCGCGGGUGCUGACGGGUGGACCGACCAUCGCCUCGUCAUCUCGAAGAUGCGUAUUCGCCUACAGUCUCGCAGGAGACCACACGGUAAGCGACCCCCAUGUAAGCUGAAUACUGCCUUGUUGUCUUUGCCCGCUCACCAUCUUCAUUUCAGCAAUGAGCUAGCUCAACGGCUAGACAACAUUCCUAUCGCUGCCGCCGCCGACGACUCCGCCGCAGCCGAGAACGCCUCCGUGGAGAACCGCUGGUGUCUACUGCGAGACACGGUCCAGUCGACGGCACUCGCCGUCCUCGGUCGCGCUCCCCGCCAACACCAGGACUGGUUCGACGACAACGACGCCGCCAUCAGAAAUCUGCUUGCUGAGAAGAACCGCCUACACAAAGCCUACGCAGAUCACCCCACUGAGGAUAACAAAGCUGCUUUCUACCGCAUUCGCCGCCAGCUUCAACAACGGCUGCGCGAGAUGCAGGACGCCUGGACUGCUCGCAAAGCUGCGGAGAUCCAAGGCUACGCGGACCGUAACGAAUGGAAGAACUUCUUCUCUGCUAUUAAAACUGUCUACGAUCCGCCGACCAAAGGCACUGCUCCUCUCCUCAGCGCCAAAGGCAGCACCCUCCGGACUGAGAAGACACAAAUCCUACAACGAUGGGCCGAGCAUUUCCGAGGCGUCCUCAACCGUCCUUCCACCAUCUCCGACGCCGCCAUCGGCCGUUUGCCGCAAGUGGAGACCAACUUGGACCUCGACCUUCCGCCAUCUCUCCAGGAAACCAUCAGGGCCGUACCCCAGCUCUCCAGCGGGAAAGCACACGGAUCGGACGCAAUCCCUGCUGAGGUCUACAAGCAUGGAGUUCCCAAACUCAUGGACCAACUGACUGCGCUCUUCCAGGAGAUGUGGCGUCAAGGCGAAGUCUCGCAAGAUUUCAAAGACGCAACCAUCAUACAUCCCUACAAGCGCAAAGGGAAUCUCCAAGUCUGUGACAAUCACCGUGGCAUCUCCUUGCUAAACAUCGCAGGGAAGAUCUUUGCUCGCAUCCUCCUCAAUCGUCUGAAUAAUCCCCUGGAACAGGGCCUUCUGCCUGAAAGUCAAUGCGGCUUCGGUCGUCAUCGCGGGACCACGGAUAUGAUCUUCGCCGACCGUCAACUUCAGGAGAAGUGUCAGGAGAUGCGGACCCACCUGUACUCUACCUUCGUAGACCUAACGAAAGCCUUCGACACGGUGAAUCGUGAAGGACUGUGGAAGAUCAUGCAGAAAUUCGGCUGUCCGGAGCGAUUUUUUCAGAUGGUGCGUCAACUGCACGACGGUAUGAUGGCGCGAGUCACGGACAACGGAGCUGUCUCUGAGGCAUUCGCAGUGACCAAUGGAGUGAAGCAGGGCUGUGUGCUGGCGCCUACCCUCAUCAGUCUUAUGUUCUUUGCCAUGCUGAUGGACGCCUACCGUGAUGAACGCCCGGGGAUCCGCAUCGCCUACAGGACGGACGGCCACCUCUUCAGUCAACGGCGGAUGCACUUCCAAUCGCGCAUAUUUACAACCACUGUUCACGAACUUCUCUUCGUCGACGACUGCGUCCUGAACACCACCUCAGAAGAGGAGAUGCAACGGAGCAUGGACCUAUUCUCCGCCGCCUGCGAGAACUUCGGUCUGGUCAUCAGCAUGCAGAAGACGGUGGUCAUGCGUCAACCGCCACCGAACACAGGUACUCCUCCCAAGGUGCCGAAAAUCAGCAAGUGGUGGAGUACUUCCCGUACCUGGGCAGCGCCCUCUCCCACAACACCAUAAUUGAUGACGAAGUCGCUCGCAGGAUCUCGAAAGUCAGUCAAGCUUUCGACCGCCUCCAAAAAAAAACAGUUUGGAAUUGUCACGGUCUCCAACUGAGCACGAAACUGAAGAUAUACAAGGCCAUCAUCCUACCGACGCUGCUGUACGGAGCGGAGACUUGGACGGUCUACACGAAACGGGCACGCCGACUGAACCCCUUCCACCUCAGUUGUCUUCGACGCAUCCUGAGGCUGAACUGGCAGGAUCGAAUCCUCGACAAUGAUGUGCUGGAACGGACGGGAAUCUUCAGCAUCUACACCAUGCUGAGACAAAUGUAGCUGCGUUGGAGCGGCCACCUGGUGCUCAUGAACGACGAACAUCUACCCAAACGACUCUUCUACGGAGACCUCGCGACGGGUCUCGCCGUCAAGGAGGCCAAAUUCGCCGUUACAAGGAUACCCUGAAGUCCUCCCUGAAGCGUCUGCAAAUCAACCUCACCAACUGGGAAGAGCUCGCCCGCGAUCGCCCGAUCUGGAGAACAGUGAAGAAGGGCGCUGCUAUUUAUGAAGCCAACCGCAUCGCCGCCGCCAAAAUGAAACGCGAUGCACGCAAAUCACAACUUCGCCCAGUCCGCAACGCCGACGCACAACCGCUACCAACGUGUCCUCGGUGUCAAAGGACAUUUCAGGCUCGAAUCAGACUUAUUGGACAUCUUCGGAUCAACUGUAACUCUCGGACCGUACCAGCCGCAGUCCAUCCACUGGCCUCUUCCUCGUCUCUCCGCCGCCAACUACCUCUGACUAUUCUGCUGUGCCGCCAUCUCUAACCUCCUCUUCCUCCUCCUCCUCCCCAACCUCCUCCUCCUCCACCUCCUCCUACUCGUACUCCUCCAUUGCACCAACGGCUGCAGCUCAGGCGGCCUUCACGCAUAUCACCAACCCUGACACAGCAAUCGACAUCCCCUCACUGCCUCCGACUUCAGCAAUGAGGUUCAGGACUACACCUGUCUUCACUGCGACCGCGCCUUUACCUCACACAUCGGCCUGGCCGAUCACUUGCGGAUCCAUCGCACAGAGACUGACGAACCAGUGCCUGGAGCGGCAACAUAAACCCAUCAAGCUCGGCUCAACCGCCCACACUGUCCUCGCACUUUCAGACAUCUCAUGGGUCUAUUCGGUCACAUGCGCAUCCACGAGAGCGGAAUUGACCGCAACUCCGACAACCCCGCCACAUCAAACACACCAACCAUGCCCAGCCCCACCCUCGCUUCAUCGUCCUGCGCGCCCGUCACUACCACCAUCACUACUACAACCACCACCACCACCGCCUCCUCUGUAGCUGACACUGACACCACCGACUUCACCUGCCCACACUGUCCACGCACAUUCACCUCCCGCAUCGGCCCGGUCGGUAACUUGCGAAUCCAUCGCACAGAGACUUGA